This is a messenger RNA of Neocloeon triangulifer, 1041 nucleotides long. Its product is annotated as methyltransferase-like 26. The record is from RefSeq and is a predicted model, not a curated record. Lineage: Eukaryota; Metazoa; Arthropoda; Insecta; Ephemeroptera; Baetidae. Bases 246 to 905 code for a protein of 219 amino acids. Gene Ontology annotation, molecular function: S-adenosylmethionine-dependent methyltransferase activity. The transcript has 3 exons.
GCGGAAUCAGUGUUCAAAACUUCAAAACAAAACACAAAACUUUUCUCUCAACUCUGUUCAGCUGUAUGUGGUUUCAGAAAAUAGAUAGAAGCCGGCAGAAGAGGCUGUGAUAACAUUCGUCUUGUUAUCAACAUCAACACAGGAUUUUUAGCCCUGUGUAGCUUUGUAGAGGUCUCACGUCUCACGUUGAACCAAAAAUUAAACUGAAGAGAAUUCGAUUUCAUUUGGAGAACAUCUUUAGCAAAAUGAAAGGAAUUUACAACUAUGAGAGACGAGAUAGUGUGCCGCAAAAAUUAUGUGCUCCAGCAGCCGAAAGAAACAAGCAGGCCAUUCUAGAAGUGCUGCAGCAGUACGUCCCUCAGAUGGUAGCUAAAAAGACGCCUAUUCAGUGCUUAGAGGUGGCCUCUGGUACUGGACAACAUGUGGCUCACUUUGCCCAUAACCUGCCAGGUACGCAGUGGCAGCCGGCCGAGUUUGACACCAACGAUUUUCCCUCGAUUCAAGCCUAUGCAUCAGAACUGCCCAAUAUCUCCGAACCAGUUUUCAUCGACGCCUCCCAGAGUCCUGACCAGUGGCCUCUGCAGGGAAGAGCCUUUGAUUUGGUCUACUGUGCCAACAUGAUUCACAUCUCACCAAAGGCCUGCACCCCCGGACUGUUCACCGGAGCUGCAGCUUUUCUUAUUAAAGGAGGAAUUCUGGUCACCUAUGGACCUUAUGCUUAUGGAGGAACCAUUACUCCCGAGAGCAACCAGCGAUUCGACGAGUCGCUCAGGUCUCGGGACAGUGAAUGGGGGCUCCGAGACAUUGACGAUUUGCAGAAAAUUGCUGGAAACGUUGGUCUGGCCCUUGAGAAAAUCGUUGACAUGCCUGCCAAUAACAAGACUUUGAUUUGGAGGAAGGUCUGAAAAUUUUCAUUUUAUUUACACAACUAAGAAAAAGUCAUAUUGUUUACCAGCAUUUAGUUUAUUCUGAGGGUUUGUGGUAAUGUUAAUUAGAUUAAAAACACAGAUUUUAAUAUUCUUAUACCAAGUUUUUUUUCUC